This is a messenger RNA of Oppiella nova, 1828 nucleotides long. The record is from the annotation of a GenBank genome assembly. Lineage: Eukaryota; Metazoa; Arthropoda; Arachnida; Sarcoptiformes; Oppiidae.
AUGACUUGCCGACUAUGCUUUACUACCCGGUGGCGGUGGGCCACCACCGCAACGGAUCCCACCAUUCAAUGGCUGUGCAAACCGCUGGGAUGUCAUCGACUGUUCUCAUCGCUGGCGGACACUCCCCACCAGAUCCCCGACAAUAUCUCGUACGUGGAGGAGGCGGAGGACCCGUCCUUCUUCCAUAUGGUUGAGUACUUCUACCACAAGGGCUGGAAAGUGGUCGAAGACAAGCUCGCGGAUGAGCUUAAGGGCAAACUCUCGCCCGAAGAAAAGCGCAAGAAAGUGAGGGGUUAUCUGACGAUCAUAGGGCCCUGUCAUUCAGUCCUCGAGGUCUCCUAUCCCAUCAAACGAGAUAAUGGUGAAUACGUUAUGAUCAACGGCUGGAGAGCACAGCACAGUCACCACAGGACGCCCUGCAAAGGAGACGUGUGUUUGGAUGAAGUGAAGGCAUUGGCGGCUCUCAUGACAUUCAAGUGCGCUGUGGUGGACGUGCCCUUUGGCGGCGCGAAGGCCGGCCUCAAGAUUAACCCCAAAGAGUUCAGUGACCAGGAGUUGGAGAAGAUUACGCGAAACUUUGCGCUCCAAUUGUGCAAAAAGGGGUUCUUAGGGCCGGGCAUCGACGUGCCGGCGCCCGACAUGGGAACGGGUGAGCGCGAGAUGAGUUGGAUCGCCGACACGUACGCCCAGACCAUCGGCUACACAGACAUGAACUCUCACGCGUGCAUAACCGGGAAGCCGAUUAACCAAGGUGGAAUCCACGGCCGAAUCUCCGCCACCGGAAGAGGAGUUUUUCACGGAAUCGACAACUUUAUUAACGAGGCCUCGUAUAUGUCAAUGGUUGGCAACACUCCCGGGUGGGGCGGAAAGACGUUUAUCGUUCAAGGCUUUGGAAACGUUGGCCUUCACUCCAUGAGAUACCUGAACAGAGCCGGCGCUCGAUGUAUAGGAAUUCAGGAAAGGGAUGGAAGUAUUUACAAUCCCAAUGGCAUCGAUCCCAAGGAGUUGGAGGAAUGGAAGCUGAAUAACGGCACAAUCGUGGGCUUCCCGAACGCCCAGCCCUACGAGGGACCACAGGAGGCGCUUAUGUACGAGAAGUGCGAUAUACUGGUGCCCGCGGCCAUCGAGAAAGUUAUCAACAAAAAUAAUGCCGAAAAACUUCAAUGCAAAAUAAUAGCCGAGGCGGCUAACGGCCCCAUCACACCGGCAGCCGAUAAGAUAUUGUUAAAUAGAAACAUAUUAAUUAUUCCCGACCUAUACCUGAAUGCUGGGGGAGUGACUGUCUCCUACUUUGAAUGGCUUAAAAACCUUAAUCACGUCAGUUAUGGCCGAUUGCUAUUCAAAUACGAACGCGACUCUAACUACCAUUUAUUAGAGAGCGUUCAGGAAUCGCUGGAAAGGGGUUUCGGUAAAGCCGGUGGUCGUAUACCUAUAGUCCCGAGUGAAGCCUUUCAGAAACGAAUAUCCGGUGCUUCAGAGAAAGAUAUCGUCCACUCAGGCCUCGACUACACGAUGGAACGGUCGGCCCGGCAACUCAUGAGAACAGCCAUGAAGUAUAACUUAGGCCUCGAUCUACGAACAGCUGCUUAUGUGAACUCAAUCGAGAAGAUAUUCAACACAUACAAAGAGGCCGGCCUUACGUUCACAUAAUCGGUGGCACCGAAUACGGCCAACCCUAUUAGUGACAAAUUAUUUUGAUAUAUAUUUUUAUAUAAAUGUUUAAUCAUUGUUGCCAUAACCCGAUAUGUGAGAUGCCAUGAGUGCAUCAAAAACUGUUAAAAUUUUUUAAUCAAAUUAUAUGACAAAUCAAAAGCGACUAAUAUAUACC